This is a messenger RNA of Eufriesea mexicana, 809 nucleotides long. It is a transcript of the gene Gas41, whose product is annotated as YEATS domain-containing protein 4 Gas41. The transcript has 4 exons. The record is from RefSeq and is a predicted model, not a curated record. Bases 103 to 789 code for a protein of 228 amino acids. Lineage: Eukaryota; Metazoa; Arthropoda; Insecta; Hymenoptera; Apidae. Gene Ontology annotation, biological process: regulation of DNA-templated transcription.
GUAGCGCUCAAGUUAUAAACGGUAAUGUCGUUUAUGUUGAUAUUUCUCAUUUGUUAAUUUGUAUUUUUGAGCUAUAUGCGAUGAAAAAAAGAAGUAAUUACGAUGAUGGCUUCAACUAAUGAAUUUGGCCCUGACUCUGGUGGCAGAGUUAAGGGAAUUACAAUAGUAAAACCAAUAAUAUAUGGUAAUGUAGCCCGUUAUUUUGGUAAAAAGAGGGAGGAAGAUGGACAUACUCAUCAAUGGACAGUUUAUGUUAAACCGUACCAUAAUGAAGACAUGUCUACAUAUGUUAAAAAAGUUCAUUUUAAAUUACAUGAAAGUUAUAACAAUCCAAAUCGUAUUAUGACUAAACCUCCUUAUGAACUCACUGAAACUGGUUGGGGAGAAUUUGAGAUUGUCAUCAAAAUAUAUUUUCAUGAUCCUAAUGAACGUCCUGUAACUAUAUAUCAUAUAUUAAAACUGUUCCAAACAACACCUGAAAUACAAUUAGGAAAGAAGAGUUUAGUGUCUGAGUUUUAUGAGGAAAUAGUUUUUCAAGAUCCAACAGCUUUAAUGCAACAUUUAUUGAACUCUAGUAGACCUAUAACUCUUGGUGCUUGGCGUCAUAAUACAGAUUUUGAAGCUAAAAAGGAAUCUACAAUGAAAGCAGUAAUAGAAGCAAGAAACAAGAUAAGAGUGGAAGUCAUAGAUCUUAAGGAAAAAUUAACAUUAGCAAAAGAAACAAUUGCUAAGUUCAAGGAUGAAAUUGCUAAGAUUUCUAAGGCUGGUGGAAGUUUAUCUGUAGCAUAAACUCAAAUUCAAAAAAAUGU